Molecule: messenger RNA, 2358 nt
Organism: Peromyscus eremicus (cactus mouse)
Lineage: Eukaryota; Metazoa; Chordata; Mammalia; Rodentia; Cricetidae
Gene: Pcbp3
Product: poly(rC) binding protein 3
Exons: 18
Coding region: 480-1733 (417 amino acids)
Biological process (GO): regulation of RNA metabolic process; regulation of gene expression
Cellular component (GO): nucleus; cytoplasm
Molecular function (GO): mRNA binding
Source: RefSeq, a predicted model, not a curated record
CGCGCAGUGCUCGGGCCAGAGCUCGAGGCGCUGCUUACCGUCGCCUGAGCCAGGAGACGCCGCGGCCGCCGCUUGGUCGCCUCGGGCUUCGCGUCGCGCCGAGUCUGCCUCCUCUGCCCCACCCGAUCGGCAGCACCGGCUCCACCUGGCCCGCGGCCUCGCUGUCCGUGGCAGGGCAGGUGUUUUCGCUGCGGGGAACCCCUGCUCUGCCCUCUGGUAGCUGGCUGCUGGCUCCUGACCCUGAGCUCCUGUUGAAGCUGGGAAGGGGAUGAGAAUAGGAUGGACAGUCUCUCCUCGGGGAGCAGGUGGGCUGGCAGGACAGGCGUCCCCAGGCCGGGAGAAGGAGGCGCUCCCAGGUAGGUGAGCUCCAGAGAAGCCAGCCCUGCCAGAGACCUCCAUUUUUGGUGGAUGGUGCUCUGAGCGACAGUGUGCUUCAGCAUUUGGAUCUAUGGACCUGCUUUGAACCAUAGAGCCUGCCUAUGGGGGAAGCCAGAGGUCCUCACCGGGAUGCUACCUUUUUGCUGUUUGGAACUUCCAGCCAUCAGCACCAUGAGCCAGGUGACGCCAUCUGGGCCCCAUCCAUCCUUCCUCACAGCACCCUCAGCACCUUAAGCCACCACCCUGAGCUAUAUUUUGGAGGAAAGAUGGAAUCUAAGGUCUCAGAAGGUGGCCUGAACGUAACCCUGACCAUCCGCCUACUGAUGCAUGGAAAGGAAGUUGGAAGCAUCAUUGGGAAGAAAGGAGAAACAGUGAAGAAGAUGCGUGAAGAGAGUGGCGCCAGGAUCAACAUCUCAGAGGGAAACUGCCCAGAGAGAAUUGUCACCAUCACAGGCCCGACCGAUGCCAUCUUCAAGGCCUUUGCUAUGAUAGCAUACAAGUUUGAGGAGGACAUCAUUAAUUCCAUGAGCAACAGCCCUGCCACCAGCAAGCCCCCAGUGACAUUGCGACUAGUGGUGCCUGCCAGCCAGUGUGGGUCCUUGAUCGGGAAAGGUGGCUCUAAGAUCAAGGAAAUCCGGGAGUCCACAGGUGCUCAGGUCCAGGUGGCAGGUGACAUGCUGCCCAACUCCACAGAGCGGGCAGUGACUAUCUCAGGGACCCCAGAUGCCAUCAUCCAGUGUGUGAAGCAGAUCUGUGUGGUCAUGCUGGAGUCCCCACCGAAAGGUGCCACCAUUCCCUACCGCCCAAAGCCCGCCUCCACCCCUGUCAUUUUUGCAGGUGGUCAGGUAAGAGCCGACCCGCUCGCGGCCUCCACUGCCAACCUCAGCCUUUUACUGCAGCACCCGCCGCUGCCCGCCUACACAAUCCAGGGACAGUACGCCAUCCCCCACCCAGAUCAGUUGACCAAGCUCCACCAGUUGGCCAUGCAGCAAACCCCCUUUCCUCCCCUCGGACAGACCAACCCCGCUUUCCCCGGAGAAAAGCUGCCUUUACACUCCUCCGAAGAAGCUCAAAAUCUGAUGGGCCAGUCGUCAGGUCUGGAUGCCAGCCCCCCGGCCAGCACUCAUGAGCUCACCAUUCCCAAUGAUCUUAUAGGCUGCAUAAUUGGACGCCAGGGCACCAAAAUCAAUGAAAUCCGACAGAUGUCUGGAGCUCAGAUCAAAAUCGCCAAUGCCACCGAAGGGUCGUCAGAGCGUCAGAUUACCAUCACAGGGACCCCAGCCAACAUCAGCCUUGCCCAAUAUCUCAUCAACGCUAGGCUGACGUCUGAGGUCACCGGGAUGGGUGCACUCUAACCUACCCAAGAUCCUCCAUUCCACACAUCGGAUGGCUCCAGCCUGCAGCCUCACCAGCUGGCACACUGUACAGACUGCCUGUCCUUCCUUGCAGAUAUGAAUAGAGCGUUUUCUGUACAGAUGAUAGUGCGUGUCUGCCCACUCAGGCCCUGUGCGCUCCAUAUUAGUGUAGCCUCCACGCAUUGGCAUGCAGCUCUUUACUUUAUGCCCAGCGUCUUCCCAGAUGUGAUGUUUCAGAGAUUUAUUCCUCAGUAUCCAUGUGACUAUCUGUUUAAAAGUUGGUUUGAUGCUUUCACAGCACUUCCUGUGUCCUGCUGUCCCUUGUUCUCAGAGACCCUCCUCUCUCACAUGUCUAGUGACUCAUUCCCACCCUAGGUUGUACGCAGGGAUCAGAGGUACUUUUCUUGCAACCUUCAGGGAGCAUUUGGGAGAGGAGGGACUUGGGGGGGUAUCUAAGGAGCAAGGUGGAGUGCCAGAGGGUGUGGUGGGACCCUUGCUUCACUGGGAUAUCUCGGGGAGGGGGCACUUGUGGCCCCCAUGUGUCUUCCAAGAUGGCUAAGAACAAGGACUUACCAGAAAGUUCAUCUGCACCCAUCAGAGUUCAAUAAAUGUCGUGUUCCUCCCA